Tuber aestivum (summer truffle) is the source of this 1271-nucleotide messenger RNA. The record is from the annotation of a GenBank genome assembly. NCBI's taxonomy places the organism in Eukaryota, Fungi, Ascomycota, Pezizomycetes, Pezizales, Tuberaceae.
CAGCCCUAUCCGCAUAACGAUAUCGGCCCUAUGGCGGCAGCCCUCUACCCCCCACGCCCCAAAGAAGACACAUUGAAAGCGGAAGAAGAAUCGGCCGUAAGAGACCCCCUCCCCCCAUCUUCGUCUUGAUCUAACGGAUCACAAGGCCCGGGAGCUAGCCUGGCUCCUGAGCUCCCUGCAGGAGACGAUCGACAAUGUCCGCUCUUGCCUGCGGGAAUGCUCCAACCUCCUCACCCCGAGCGCCGGCUCCACGCUAGUCCUUUCCUCCCCGCGCUCGGAGUCACUUAAGGGGUACGCGACGCGGGUGGCUAAUAAGAUCGUCAAAUCGGAUAUGCAGGUCAAGAUGUACGGGUUGCCAAACUCGAAGGGGUUUGCCUGCCACAGGUUGAGCUUGGACACCAAGGGGAAGGGUAUUGUGCUGGAGCAGUUGGCGGAUGUGGGAAAUCACGUUGCGGAAGGCCUGGAGAUCGUUAAUGGGGGAAUGGGGGUUGUGGAGAAGUUGGGCGGGACUAUGGAGAGCGUUCGUGCUGCGAGAGAUGCGCUCAGGGGAACCCUGGCACAUCGAUUGUUCCCCUACCAUGCUGUGGAUCCCAGGGUAUGGUUCAUCUGAUCUCUGUUUGGUCUACGGGAGGCUGAUUGCUUAGAUAUUCGACCCUCCACUUCAUCCUCAUCUUGCGUUCGAUCUCUAUAUAUCCGAGGCAGCCCUCAUAGUGGAAUUGCGGAUGCUAGAUCCAUUAACCCCUCCGGAACAUCGUGGGCCAACUUUUGCGUUGCCGUCAUUGGAAUCCCCGUUUGGCUUUCGCGAAAGAUUUGCUGCUGCUGUGGGACUGAGAAAUGGGGGAAAUGGAGUUGGGGCCGCUAAUCAGGACGAGAUUUACAGUUACAAAGGGGGGGACGUGCGUGUCAGGGAGAGGGUCAGAGUUGAAAGCCAGGAUCCUAGUUUAAUGGCUGUUUGGGCAAAGCUGGGAGGCCUAGAGCAUGCGCUGGGACUGGCCAUCAAGUCUUUGGAUAUCGCGAUGAAGGCAGCUGGGCAUUGUUAGUGAUGGGAUUAAUUGUUCUUUGCGGACGCCUUUUUGAUUGGAUCGAUCGAUCUCGCUGUGGUCUUGAUCCUCCGGAUUACAGAGUUUGCAAUAGAUUGCUGGAGAGCAUGAUGUUGCUGGAUAUCUCUGACUAGAUUCUGACAACAAUUCUAAGGUGGUAAUAACGCCGAUUCGCCAGUGAUAGCCGCGCAAGAGACCGAUAUCGUCAAACUCCGUCAUGAAGCGCCGUAG